Molecule: messenger RNA, 1477 nt
Organism: Aricia agestis (brown argus)
Lineage: Eukaryota; Metazoa; Arthropoda; Insecta; Lepidoptera; Lycaenidae
Gene: Desat3
Product: acyl-CoA Delta-9 desaturase-like
Exons: 5
Coding region: 114-1127 (337 amino acids)
Biological process (GO): unsaturated fatty acid biosynthetic process
Cellular component (GO): endoplasmic reticulum membrane
Molecular function (GO): iron ion binding; stearoyl-CoA 9-desaturase activity
Source: RefSeq, a predicted model, not a curated record
GAAUCGUUGUCGGAUAAUAUAAAGGCGCUUUGGCAGUUAUCACGACCAGUCCACGGGCUUAGUCCGCGCAGUGUCUAUGUGAUUAGUGAAACGUUACUGUGAAAUACUAGAGAAUGCCACCGCAAGGGCAUCAGGCAGACUCGUGGGUCCUGUUCGAGUCGGACGCGGACAAAGCCGGAGAGCCGGUCGUCGUCCAGCCGAAGGCGGAGAAGCGGAAGUGGGAGAUCGUGUGGCGGAACGUGACACUGUUCGCGCUGCUGCACAUCGGCGGGGUAUACGGCGCUUACCUGUUCCUGACCAAGGCUAUGUGGAGGACGUCCUUGUUUGCUGUGGUACUGUAUCUGUGCUCGGGUCUGGGCAUCACGGCAGGCGCUCACAGGUUAUGGGCCCACAAGUCCUACAAGGCGCGCCUGCCUCUGAGGCUACUUCUCACGUUAUUCAACACUAUAGCAUUCCAGGACUCCGUGUUGGACUGGGCCCGCGACCACCGCAUGCACCACAAGUACUCGGAGACAGACGCGGACCCCCACAACGCAACCAGGGGGUUCUUCUUCUCACACGUAGGCUGGCUGCUGGUGAGGAAGCACCCGGAGAUCAAGGCCAAGGGCCAUACUAUCGACCUGAGCGAUCUCAAGGCUGAUCCCGUGCUACGCUUCCAGAAGAAAUACUAUCUAUACCUGAUGCCUCUCUGCUGCUUCAUCCUGCCCACCUACAUCCCCACUCUCUGGGGUGAAUCCGUCUGGAACGCGUACUUCGUCUGCGCUAUCUUCCGAUACGUCUACGUCCUUAACGUGACGUGGCUGGUCAACUCCGCCGCCCACCUGUGGGGCAGCAAGCCCUACGAUAAGAACAUCAACCCGGUCGAAACCAAGCCCGUCUCGCUGGUGGUUUUGGGCGAAGGUUUCCACAACUACCACCAUACCUUCCCUUGGGACUACAAAACGGCGGAGCUGGGUGAAUACUCACUUAACCUAUCCAAGCUCUUUAUCGAUGGCAUGGCGAAGAUCGGAUGGGCAUACGACCUGAAGACUGUCUCACCUGACAUCAUAGAGAAGAGAGUGAAAAGGACGGGAGACGGGUCGCACGAGCGGUUCCACGCCGAGGCCAAAGAAGAGAAGUCGCCGUAGAGUUUUAGGGAAUAUAAUUCUGUAAUCUCUUCGACGAUAGAGGGCGUUACCACUAUCCUUAGGAUGCGUUCAGACUACGACAUACACAGAAUACGCAAAGUGUACAAGUAAUUAUUGUGAAUAUUAUGACACGAGUCAAAGAGGCUUUAGCCAAGUUCAUAAUGGUUAUGAAGACACUUAGCGAUGUAUAUUGUCAAAACUUUUGUUUCAGAACUUCGUCGUCGCGAUUAGCGAUGACAACUUGGGUAGAGGUUCCGAAAUCGAGUUUUUCUUUGUAGUCUGAACGUACCAUUAGAUUAUAGAAUUUCACCAUAUCAGGGACGCGUGAGGUCGAGAGUUUUGGGUAAAUU